AUGGCAUUUUCACCCAGGGGCGGCUUUCUUUUAGGCAAUCGCUCACCUGGCAAUUCUAUUUCUAAUUCUUCCCCUUCUUCCUUUUCUCAUCCUGCCCACAACCACAACCACAAUCACCACACACACGAGAAACACACCACACUGGCGACACCACAACAACCGCCACCGUCGCGCCACCACCAAACCCUGGAUUCUUUUUCCAGUCGCCCGCAGCAGUGCUUGGACAACCAAUCUCGGUAUCCCUCUGCACCACUCGCGAUCCGAAAGGAUGACGAUAGCAGGGCUGCCCUCGACAGUUUCACCAGCAACAUUACCGGCGACAGCAACGGCAACGACAAGGGGAAACAUCACAACAACGGGGCCCACAUUGGUGCCCACACAAACCACAACAACAUGGUUGCACAACACCGGCAGAGGCAGUUGGGUUUAGUUGACGGUCCCCAACGUCCCGAACCCACAGUGCUCAACAAGUUCGUCACCGCAACCGCAACACCCACCGUCUCUUCGACCCUGACUCCGUCAGCAACACUACUCAGCUCCAGCUCGAGUACAGUCACUAGCCUACACAGGCCUAUGACUCCCACGAGCCCAGUCCGCAUCCCCGCCUCAAAGAACCAGCGCGGCGAGAAGCGGUACCACGAUGCCCACAAACAGCACCACCAUGGUCGAGGCAGGAAAGCUCCUGCGCAGAAAUGCCCAGGCCACAACCCGAAUGCGAUAUCGCCCUCGGUGGCGGCUUUGCUCGCCAUCACCAAUAUCCCCCGUUCCAGGGCCACUAGGGUUCAGGCCCUCGCCGGUAGGGCUACGGGUCAGUCGCGUGAGGAGAGUAUGACUGUCGACGCCAUCAUUCAGCGCGUGCAGCGGAACGAGAAGGAGAUUAGCUUGACCCUCUCGAGGAGUCCCAUGGAUCUCCUACUCAGCUCCCCCGAUGACGGCAUGGAUGACAGUGACUGCCUGUCAUUUUCUGAUGACUUUGACGACAAUGCGUCGCUGGUAAGCAGCACGCCAAGCCGCGUCAACAUCUCAGCGCGCACCGUUUCAGAUGAUUCUGUUUCAUCCCUCGAUGACUCCUUUACCAGUGGAAGUGCUCUCUCUCCCGUCGUGUCUCCUGGAACACCUGGUACUCCAUUUACGAACUACACUCCUUCAACUUUCGGGAGCUCUUAUCGCCGCAAGAGCCCACGUGUGCCUCUGCGACGUCGACCAGAGCCUUUGUCUUCCCCUCUGGGAAGUGCUGCAUGCGACCCAUUGGCCUCUCCGUCGCCAACCAUCACAUCAGUCGACCAACUCGAUUUCCGCGUGUUUGACGAGGAACAACAGUCUGGCUCCGAGGAUGAUAAAAAGUCCGACUCCAGUUUCAGGCCGCUCAAGUCCGCCUUCAAGAGUAACCUGACUGCCUCGCUGAGGGCCCUGCGUAAUGCGGCCCGCUCCAUCUCUAACCUGGGUAUCGCUUCGAUACCGCCCGAGGACUUCCUCACGCGCUCCAUAUUGACCAUCGAUCCCCGCGUGCCUUUUACCGACGAGCGGAGGCCCCCUCCCUUGGAGGAAGAGCCCAGUGCGGCUCUUCGUCGCUAUCUUAACCCAACCACCACUGCUCGCAUGGAACUGCGGCCUGCAGAGUCGGACUCAUCUGCGACCCCGGCCCGGCCCAACUUUACAGCUUCUAUUCAGAUGCAAACGUACAAGGUUCGCCGCUCACGAUCUGGAUCUCACCAUGGCACCUCUCCGUCAUCCCCCCGAGGCAUCCCCAGUCCGAGCCCUCAAAAGUCCGUAGCCAGCGAAGUGGGGCCACAGUCCCCGGAGUCGGCCCCUGACGCGACUUCGCCUUUGGCGCUACCUGGUCGACAGCGCGAAAUGCGUGAGAAUUCCGACUUCAUCAGGAUCGCAGUCAUGGAGAUGGCUAUGCGGAAACGGGGCAAGCUCAGCGAUCAGCGACCAGGCCGAGCACGCUGGGCACUACCACCCCGAAAAACAAGCAACAAGGCAUACGAGAUCGGGCCGGACGGUGUCCCUACUCGUUGGGUACCUGUUUUUGCUACAUCCGGAUCGGAUAUUUGA
Molecule: messenger RNA, 2058 nt
Organism: Pyricularia grisea
Lineage: Eukaryota; Fungi; Ascomycota; Sordariomycetes; Magnaporthales; Pyriculariaceae
Exons: 1
Coding region: 1-2058 (685 amino acids)
Source: RefSeq, a predicted model, not a curated record